AUGGGCGAUUUACCAGAAUCUCGAGUUAAUCUAGCCCCAGCAUUUAGCAAAGUUGGUACUGAUUUUUUUGAUCCAAUACUCAUUAAAGAAAAAAAGUUUCAAAAUCGUAAUAAAGUAAAGGCCUAUGGUUGUGUUUUUAUAUGCAUGAGCACAAAAGCGGUGCAUCUUGAAAUUAUUAAUGAUCUCACUACUGAGGGUUUUCUCGGAGCCCCAAAUGUUUAUACCAUACCUUCAGCAUUGAGUGGCACAAAAGAGAGUAAUAUUACAACGGCACCAGCAUUUUCUAUUUUGGGCCGACAGAAGAUAGUAAGUGAUGUCAAGGUAUUGGUGCCUGGGCCUGGUUCUUACGAGUCUGUUAAAUUUGAAGCAGUCCGCUCUCGAAGUCCUGCAUACAGCAUAAGUUCGCGGUAUCAGCUACCCAACAAUCACUCCCAGAUACCAGGACCUGGUGCCCACUAUCCGGAAAAGGUGGUUCUAAAUAUUCCUCCAUCACACACAUUUGGUAUAAGACACUCACCUCACAUAUGCAGCUUAAAAGAUGUUCUAUGCUAA
Messenger RNA from Copidosoma floridanum, 552 nucleotides. Its product is annotated as outer dense fiber protein 3-like. Lineage: Eukaryota; Metazoa; Arthropoda; Insecta; Hymenoptera; Encyrtidae. The record is from RefSeq and is a predicted model, not a curated record.